Messenger RNA from Aureobasidium namibiae CBS 147.97, 849 nucleotides. RefSeq lists its product as uncharacterized. The record is from RefSeq and is a predicted model, not a curated record. Lineage: Eukaryota; Fungi; Ascomycota; Dothideomycetes; Dothideales; Saccotheciaceae. The transcript is spliced from 3 exons. The coding region runs from base 1 to 849 and encodes 282 amino acids. Gene Ontology annotation, cellular component: nucleus; 90S preribosome.
AUGGAGCCUUUGUCGCCAUCUGCAUCCCCAGAACCUCAAAGCCGUCCCUCAGGAUCAAAGCGAAAGCGCGAAGACGGAGAUGAAGACGAAGCACCUGCGCCACAGACCAAGGCCGCAAAGCGCAAGAAGGCAAAGAAUGCAAAGAAGGCCAAGCAACCCAAGGAUAUCGAGGAGGACGCUCUGGAUCUCGAAGCCGGAGUCAAUCAUGCCAUUGCCCACAUGGAUAGCCAGUUGCUCGCAGAUCACGUCGCCCAGCGUACCAAGCGCUUCCACAGCGAGUUGAGUGAUAUGGAGUUGGAAGAUAUGCACAUACCAUCACACGCCAUUGUGGAUACCACGUCCUGGGACAAGCCGCGCAACUUGGAGAAUCUGCCAGCCUUCAUCGAACAAUUCAAGGACGAAAGACGGAGCGACAAACCAGGAAAGACCUUGUCAGAUGCUGUCAAGCAAAAGUCAACACCACACACAAUCGUUAUUGCUGCAUCUGGCAUCCGAGCUGCCGAUUUGACGAGAGCUUUGCGCAAGUUCCAGACUAAGGACUCGUUCAUCGCAAAAUUGUUCGCCAAGCACAUCAAGCUGGCAGAGGCUAUCACUAUGGUCAAGGAGAACAAGCUCGGUAUGGGUGUGGGUACACCUCAGAGACUAAUCGAUCUAUUCGACGAUGGCGCUCUCUCGGCAGGCAGACUCGAGAGAAUCAUCAUCGACGCAUCGCACAUCGAUUCGAAGAAGCGCGGAAUUCUUGACAUGAAGGAAGUACAAAGUCCCUUGAUUAAGCUCUUGACAAGACCAAGCUUCAAGGAAAAGUACAAUGAGGACAAGAUGAAGAAGAUCGAGUUGAUCUUCUAUUAA